AUGGAUUCCGACAACGAUCCAGCAACUAAUGAGUCUGACAAGACACCAUGGAGUCCGUUUGAGCAUCUCCCGGAUGCACUUCCAGUCCUGCGUGACUAUGAGAUUCGACAGAAGCUGCUUCAGUGGAAUCUGAGCGACGCGCUUCAUUUGCAGCGCUUUCUUGUCCAUCGACGCUUGCCGAGUGAAGCGGAUGAAGCUCUGCUGGCGGAAUUUUUUCAGGAUCAUACAGUGCAUCAAAUUCUACCGCUUCCUGAACAUGUCAAUAGCAACGCCGAGUCGUCCUCCAAGGCCUUCUCGCUCCACUUCGAGCGCUUACGCGUCAGUGUAACGAGCUUGGCAUUCUUCGAGAAGCUCGAAUCAGCAGGCAUCGUGGCCCGUGACGGCAGUGUACGCGGCUGCAUCGAUGAAGACUUUGACGGUUGCACAGCUGGAGAUCUGCUCACCGAAAUGUUGGUGAACCCUGACUCGGACAACUGCGAUGUGUUCUCCGAACAAGACAAGCAGGAAUUCAUAUUCCUUCUCUUCUCUACACUCAUUAUUGGAGGUGGAGCGUUGCGCCAAGCGGAUUCACGCGUCCAAGCCUAUGAAAACGUAACUCGCGAACUGUACCACAUCGAGAUCACGUCACGCGUAUACCGCGUGAGUGGCGACGCUCUUUUCCAUGCUUCUCUGUCGCGGUUUCACUCCUGCUUCGCCAUCGUAGACGCUCGCAAGCGUUGGCUCACAGUCUGGUAUUGCCCCUUUCGAGCAUCGUGGUAG
This is a messenger RNA of Phytophthora infestans T30-4, 759 nucleotides long. RefSeq lists its product as uncharacterized. The coding region runs from base 1 to 759 and encodes 252 amino acids. NCBI's taxonomy places the organism in Eukaryota, Oomycota, Peronosporomycetes, Peronosporales, Peronosporaceae. The record is from RefSeq and is a predicted model, not a curated record. The transcript has 3 exons.